This is a messenger RNA of Candidozyma duobushaemuli, 6285 nucleotides long. It is a transcript of the gene GLT1, whose product is annotated as glutamate synthase (NADH). The transcript is spliced from 3 exons. Bases 1 to 6285 code for a protein of 2094 amino acids. The record is from RefSeq and is a predicted model, not a curated record. Gene Ontology annotation, molecular function: iron-sulfur cluster binding; iron ion binding; flavin adenine dinucleotide binding. Lineage: Eukaryota; Fungi; Ascomycota; Pichiomycetes; Serinales; Metschnikowiaceae.
AUGGACACAGACCUCUCUCCGCCCAAGGUCUACGCCUACGACGAAGUGCCUGAAAACAAGUCCUGGGCGGCAGCCCUCCCUGUGGCCAAAGGCUUGUAUAACCCAGAAUAUGAAAAAGACGCCUGUGGUGUUGGUUUCACCUGCCACCUCAAAGGCGCUGCGUCCCAUAAAAUCGUCAGCGAUGCCAGAAACCUCUUGUGCAACAUGACCCACCGAGGCGGUGAGUUGAACCCCAAGGACGGUGACGGUGCUGGUUUGAUGCUGUCGCUUCCACACAAGUUCUUGCAAAGAGAGUUCAAGUACCACUGCGACGUGGACUUGCCGCCAUUGGGCCAGUACGGUACCGGUAACGUUUUCUUCAAGAAGGACGAGGCCGUGUACGAGAAGUCCCGCAACACUUUUGAAAAUAUCGCUUCUUCGCUUGGCCUCCGGGUUUUGGGCUGGAGAGCGGUUCCUCACGACUCCUCCAUCUUGGGCCCGGCCUCUCUCUCCAGGGAGCCCUUGAUUUUGCAGCCAGCCGUGGUGCUUGCGGACGUUUACGGAACAGAGGUGUCGGACGAGGAAUUUGAAAAAUUGCACAAGAAGGACUUUGAAAAGAAGUUGUUCAUUUUGCGCAAGCAGCUGUCCCACACCAUUGGCCUCCACAACUGGUUCUACAUCUGCUCGCUCAAUGCCAAAACCAUUGUCUACAAGGGCCAAUUAGCGCCCAACCAGGUGUACGCAUACUACUACGAUUUGGCCAAUGCCGAGUUCGAGGCCCAUUUUGCCCUUGUCCACUCUCGUUUCUCCACAAACACCUUCCCUUCGUGGGACCGAGCCCAGCCGUUGAGAAUGGCGGCUCACAAUGGUGAAAUCAACACUUUGAGAGGAAACAAGAACUGGAUGCGUGCCAAGGAGGGUGUGAUGCGUUCGGAGUUGUUUGGCGAGGAAUUGGAAAAAUUGUACCCGGUCAUCGAGGAGGGCGGUUCCGACUCGGCGGCGUUCGAUAAUGUGUUGGAGUUGUUGGUGAUCAACGGCGUGCUUUCCUUGCCUGAGGCGGUCAUGACCAUGAUUCCUGAGGCCUGGCAGAACGACAAGAACAUCGACAUGAAGAAAAAAGCUUUCUACGAGUGGGCCGCGUGUCUCAUGGAACCAUGGGACGGUCCUGCCUUGUUCACAUUUGCCGACGACAGGUACUGUGGUGCCAACUUGGACAGAAACGGUUUGAGACCUUGCAGAUACUACAUCACCGACGACGACAGGAUCAUCUGUGCGUCCGAGGUGGGUGUGAUCGACAUCGACCCGGAGAAGGUGUUGCAGAAAGGCCGUUUGCAGCCAGGCAGAAUGUUGCUUGUGGAUACCAAGGAAGGCAGAGUUGUGGACGAUCGUGAGUUGAAGCAGUCUGUGGCUUCCCGAUUCGAUUUCAAAUCGUGGGUCACCGCCAACAUGAUCACGCUUGACGAUCUUAAUGCCAAGUUGACCGACAGGGAGAUUGACCUUGAGCACCAGAUCGAGGAGAGUGGUGGGAACAUCACCGUGCAAACAGACCCCCGUUUGGUGGCUUUCGGCUACUCCCACGAGCAAAUCUUGAAUAUUCUUCUGCCCAUGGCCGAGGGUAAAGAGGCUCUUGGGUCCAUGGGUAACGAUGCCGCUUUGGCGUGUGUUUCAGAACAACCCAGGUUGUUGUACGAGUACUUCCGUCAAUUGUUUGCCCAGGUGACAAACCCUCCCAUUGACCCGAUCAGAGAGGAGAUUGUCAUGUCGUUGGAGUGCUACGUGGGUCCCCAGGGCAAUCUUUUGGAAAUGAAGCCCGACCAGUGCAACCGUUUGUUGUUGAAAUCGCCUUGGUCCAUCACCACCAUCGACAUCACCUUCGACAAGUCCGAAGGCAUCCAGGGCUACAUCAACAAAAUCUCCGAAAUCUGCCAGGACGCCUCCAAGGCCAUUGCCGACGACCGCAAAAUCAUCAUCUUGUCCGACAGAGCCACCUCGUUCGACAGAGUGCCCAUUUCUGCCUUGAUCGCUACCGGUGCUGUGCACCACCACUUGGUCAGACAGAAGCAGCGUUCCAAGGUGGCCAUUCUUUUGGAAACCGCCGAAGCCAGAGAAGUGCACCAUGCCUGUUGUUUGGUGGGCUACGGUGCCGAUGGUAUUAACCCAUAUUUGGCGAUCGAGACGUUGGUGAGAAUGAAGAACGAGGGUUUGUUGAAGAAGCAGUUUUCCGACGAGCAGCUUGUGAAAAACUACAAGUACGCCGUGGACGCUGGUAUUUUGAAGGUCAUGUCCAAGAUGGGUAUUUCCACCUUGGCGUGCUACAAGGGUGCCCAGAUCUUCGAGGCGCUUGGUAUCGAUAAUUCGGUCAUUGACCGCUGUUUUGCCGGCACUGCUUCCAGAAUCAAGGGUAUCACUUUCGAGUACAUUGCCCAGGACGCCUUCUCGCUCCACGAAAGAGGAUACCCUACCAGAGAGACCGUCAAGCCUGUGGCGCUUCCAGAAACCGGUGAGUACAACUGGAGAGACGGAGGAGAGAAGCACGUUAAUGAUCCAGCGGCCAUUGCGUCGAUGCAAGACGCCGUCAGAAACAAAAACGAGAAAGCCUACGACGCCUACUGCAAGAAGGAGUACGAGGCCAUCAAGAACUGUACGCUCAGAGGUCUUUUGGACUUUGACUAUGAGGGAGCCAAACCGGUGCCCAUUGACCAAGUCGAGCCCUGGACGGAGAUUGUUCGUCGUUUUUUCACCGGUGCCAUGUCGUACGGUUCCAUUUCCAUGGAGGCCCAUUCCACGCUUGCCGUUGCCAUGAACAGAUUGGGUGGUAAGUCCAACACCGGAGAAGGUGGUGAGGAUUCCGCCAGAUCCCAGGUCAACGCCAACGGCGACACGAUGCGUUCUGCCAUCAAGCAAAUUGCGUCUGGUCGUUUUGGUGUCACUUCGUACUAUUUGGCGGACGCCGACGAGUUGCAGAUCAAAAUGGCCCAGGGUGCCAAACCUGGAGAAGGUGGUGAGUUGCCCGGCCACAAGACACUCGACCCCGGCGUGGGCUUAAUUUCGCCUCCUCCCCACCACGACAUUUACUCGAUCGAGGACUUGAAGCAGUUGUUGUACGACUUGAAGUGCCUGAACCCCAGAGCCAGAACGUCGGUCAAGUUGGUUUCCGAAGUCGGCGUGGGUAUUGUGGCUGCCGGUGUGGCCAAGGCCGGCUCGGAAAAUAUUCUUGUUUCCGGUGGAGACGGUGGCACUGGUGCUGCCAAGUGGACCUCCAUCAAGUACGCUGGAUUGCCCUGGGAAUUGGGUCUUGCCGAAUCCCACCAAACGCUCGUUUUGAACGACCUCAGAGGCCGUGUGAUUUUGCAAACAGACGGCCAGAUCAAAACAGGCCGUGAUAUCGCCAUUGCGUGCUUGCUUGGUGCUGAAGAGUGGGGUUUUGCAACCACCCCGUUGAUCGCCAUGGGCUGUAUUUUCAUGCGUCGUUGUGAGCUCAAUGUGUGUCCCGUGGGCAUUGCCACCCAGGACCCAGAGCUUAGAAAGAAGUUCCAGGGUACACCUGAACAUGUCAUCAACUUCUUCUACUACAUGGCCCAGGAGUUGAGAUCGUACAUGGCCAAGUUGGGAUUCAGAACCAUCAACGAGAUGGUCGGGCGUACGGAGGUGUUGAAGGUCAGAGACGACUUGAGAAACACCAAAAACGCCAACAUCGACUUGCUGCCUAUCUUGACGCCAGCCCACACCAUCAGGCCUGGUGUGGAUACCUACUGCGUGAGAAAGCAGGACCACCGCUUGCACGUCAGAAUCGACAACAAGUUGAUUGACGAGUCCGAGGUGACGUUGGAGAAGGGUUUGCCGGUCACAAUUGACUGCAAUGUCGUCAACACCGACCGGUCUUUGGGUACCACCUUGUCGUACAGAGUGUCCAAGACUUUUGGUGAGCAAGGCUUGCCCCACGACACUAUUCAUGUCAACGUCAAGGGAUCUGCCGGCCAGUCUUUCGGUGCCUUUUUGGCCCCAGGCAUCACUUUGGAGCUUGAGGGUGACGCCAACGACUACAUCGGCAAAGGUCUUUCGGGAGGAAGAAUUAUUGUGUAUCCACCUGCUGGAUCGAAAUUCAAGGCCGAGGACCAGAUUAUCGCCGGUAACACGGCCUUUUUCGGCGCCACGUCCGGUGCCGCUUUUAUCCGUGGUGUAGCUGCCGAGAGAUUUGCCGUUAGAAACUCGGGAGCCACUAUCGUUGCUGAAGGAACCGGUGAUCACGGAUGUGAGUACAUGUCCGGCGGCCGUGUGGUGAUUUUGGGCUCCACGGGCCGGAACUUUGCCGCUGGUAUGUGUGGUGGUAUUGCCUAUGUUUUGGACAUGGCCCAGGAUUUCAACCAGAAGGUAAAUGGUCAGACUGUGGAGCUUUCCAGCGUCACGGAGCCCUCAGAAAUCGCCUUCUUGAGAGGCUUGAUCGAGGACCACCGCCACUACAGCGGUUCGGAAGUUGCUGGCCAGAUCUUGAACGACUUCAACCGGAUCUUGAGCCGUUUCGUCAAGGUGUUGCCUCACGACUACAAGAAGGUGCUUGAGCAGGAGAAGCAGAAGCAGGCGGAGGCCAAGAAGAAGGAGUUGAGCAGUUUCAUGAAGAACAUCAAGGAGGACCCCGAGUGUGACGCUACCAACGGCGAAGCGGCCAAAAUCAAGCAUGGCCAUGUGCACCGUGCCACACCUGCCAAAGCCGGAUCCAAGGAGCCCAAGGUGUUGGAUCUCGAGGACACCAUCACCAACCCGGAAACGGAAAAGAAGGCCGUGGCCCAGUUGGACAAGCUCCGUGGGUUCAUGAAGUACAAGAGAAGAAACGAGAAGUACAGAGACGCCAAGGCCAGAACCAAGGACUGGAACGAAAUGACGUCCCGUUUGACCAAGGACGAGCUCAAGCACGAAACGGCUCGUUGUAUGGACUGCGGUGUGCCCUUCUGCACCUCCGACACUGGAUGUCCUAUUUCCAACGUUAUUCCCAAAUGGAACGAGUUGGUGUUCAAGGACAGAUGGUACGACGCCUUGCAGCGUUUGAUGAUGACCAACAACUUCCCUGAAUUCACCGGCAGAAUCUGCCCUGCUCCUUGUAACGGCGCCUGUGUUUUGGGCAUCAACGAGGACCCUGUGAACAUCAAAUCCGUGGAAUGUGCCAUUAUCGACCACGGUUUCGAACAGGGCUGGAUCAAGCCAGAACCUCCAACCCGCAGAACCGGCAUGUCCGUGGCUGUGAUUGGCUCGGGUCCUGCUGGAUUGUCUGCUGCCGACCAGUUGAACAAGGCAGGCCACAAGGUGACUGUCUACGAAAGAGCAGACAGACCAGGUGGGUUGUUGAUGUACGGUAUUCCCAACAUGAAGUUGGACAAGCGUCUUGUCAAGAGAAGAACGGAUCUUUUGGCUGCUGAAGGCAUUGAAUUCGUUUGCAAAACCGCCGUGGGAGACGACAUUUCUGUGGAGCAGUUGCAGUCGUCCAACGACGCUGUGAUUUUUGCCGUGGGCUCCACAAUCCCCAGAGACUUGAACAUCCCCGGCAGAGACCUCCAGAACAUCGACUUUGCCAUGAGGCUCUUGCACUCCAACACCAAGGCGCUUUUGGAUAACACUCUCGAGGAGAUCCGCAAGCAGGUUUCUGGAAAAGACGUUAUCGUCAUUGGAGGCGGCGACACCGGUAACGACUGUUUGGGUACCUCCACCAGACACGGCGCCAAGUCCGUCACCAACUUUGAGUUGUUGCCUACACCUCCAGAUGCCAGACCCAAGGACAACCCGUGGCCGCAGUGGCCUCGUGUUUUCAGAGUCGACUACGGUCACUCUGAGGUUGCCGCUCACUACGGCAAGGACCCUAGAGAGUACUCUAUUCUUUCGAAGGAGUUUGUGGAUGACGGUGAGGGCAACGUCAAGGGGAUCAAGACCGUCAGAGUCGAGUGGAAGCGUUCUGACUCUGGCGCCUGGCAGAUGGCCGAGGUGCCUGGAUCCGAGCAGUUCUUUGCUGCCGAUAUCGUGCUUUUGUCCAUGGGUUUCCUUGGCCCUGAAACCGACAAGCUUUCGGUGAACAAGACAAAGCGAGGCACCAUUUCCACGGCCAACCCUAGCGGUUACCGUGUUUCCGGCCAGGAGAACCUUUUCGCUGCCGGCGACUGUAGGAGAGGCCAGUCGUUGGUGGUGUGGGGUAUCCAGGAAGGUCGCCAGUGUGCUCGUGAGGUGGACAACUACCUUAUGGGCGCCACGAGGUUGCCAGGAAACGGCUCUGUGGAGCAGAGAAACUUCAAGUUGUUGGAGGAGCUUGCGGAGAAGGUCUGA